AAGUAACAAAAUAAACGAAAGGAAACAAAAAUAAGCCUGAAAUCUGAGUCAGGUAGAAGAGAGACUGGUGGAGAGUGUCGAAUCCACACAGAGAAAAUUAAUGGCGAAGAAGAACGGUGGAGUCGACGUGGAGGUGGAGACCAAAGUGAUCCACCGCGGGGACGACACUCUCUUUGCUGUCGUCAACCGACUCUUUGGUUCCAUUCUGUUUCCCGACCCCAACAACAGUGCUGCUCCGCUGUUUCACCGGAUCAAGACCUCUAUCGCCCAGAAUGGUCCGCUAUUUCCGGAAGCUUCUAGAAACACCGGUCGGAGCGUGCUUGCCUGGACUCGUCAGGGCAGUCCUCUCCGAGCACUCCUCGUCAUCUCUGUUGGCACAAUCACUCUUCUGGCUUUGACAGGAUUGCUUGUCUUCAUGCUUUUUUUCCUGGCAGCAACUUUCAAUGCCAUUGUUAUCUCGCUUUUGUUAUCUUUGGCAGCUGCAGGAGGAUUCUUGGCCCUCUUCUUUACCUGUGUAGCAGCUAUAUACAUUGGAGCACUAUCAGUUGCCAUUUUUGUUAUUUCCACUACAACAAUUUCUGCAAUUGUAGCUGUUCUGAUAACUACAGGUUGGAUCGGGUUCUUUUGGUUCGUGUGGCUGGCAAGUAAGAAAAGUCUAAGCCUUGCUAAGCACUCACUUAGCAAGACUGGUUCAACCAUUUCAGCUUACUCUUAUGGAAUGCAUGCUGACAAGGCUUCAGGUUGAAGUGUUACGUAAGUAUUGUCAAUAAAGCGUCUGUAUGUGGAAGCAGCUGAUAAUGUUAUUACCAGACGGUUUUGGUUAUUCAUGUUUUAAGAGGAUCACAUAUAUUUCCCGUAUAUACUACGUACGUAGGAAGCAUGAUAGGUUAGGUAGGACUUUCGACAUUAUUGUAUAUAGGCUAUCCACACUAAUCUAUUUCCUUGACUAUGUAACCUCUAUUUGCAUCUCCAUUUACCCCGAGUUGACUGCAGAUGUUAAAUAGCACUAACUUAUGAUAUGCUGUAUUUACUUGUGUCAAGGAGUUAUGUUUUGCUCGCUUUAUGCAGCCAUAUUGAGCUUUCAA
This is a messenger RNA of Fragaria vesca subsp. vesca, 1085 nucleotides long. RefSeq lists its product as uncharacterized. The coding region runs from base 101 to 745 and encodes 214 amino acids. The transcript has 3 exons. NCBI's taxonomy places the organism in Eukaryota, Viridiplantae, Streptophyta, Magnoliopsida, Rosales, Rosaceae. The record is from RefSeq and is a predicted model, not a curated record.